AUGGGGGCUCAAACCAAGAGCACCAGGAGAGAAUCUGACUUGUCGCCAGUGGGUACUGCCCUAACGGUGGGGGUCUUCGCGCCCCUCUGGGCGGGGCCUGGAAGCCGCUGCGGAGAGCGGAAGUGCGCCGUCUCUGAGGAGUGCGGGGCGGUGCGGGGAGGUAGAGGCACGCGGCGUGGGAGGAAGGGUGGGGGCGCAAGGGUGAAAGAACCGGACCGCGAGGUGAGGCGGGAACAGAGAGGGUACGCGCGAAGGCGGGGGUCUAGGGGCGUGGCCUGGCCUGGCCUGGGGACGUGGCCCGGAACGCGGCGCGGGCAAAUCGGACUCCCUGAUUCAGCUCAGUCCCGGCCGGCGUGGGCGGCUGUCCAGGUCCACUUCGUUCGCUGGGCAGAGGGUACGGAGCCCAGGCAGCCUGCGGGUCCGGCGCGCCCGGGAGUCAGAACCCCGAGGAUCCCUCGGGAGCGAGUGCGCCGGCUCUUCGGGGGAAGGCCCGGCCGGGCAGGGGCCAUCCACGUAACUGCCACACCAGGAAUCUCCAAUAUGCAGGGACAAGAUAACACCUGUUCUGCAUCAGGCCCUGGGACAUCCGGCUAUAUACUGAGUGACAUCUCCACCACCACUCAGAGGACCUUGGAGAUGACUGGAGCUGAAUGAAGAGAAAUGAAUGGCUAUUUCUUAUUAGCAGGACAGAACUGACAGCUCUGUGUCCUCAGUACUGG
Molecule: messenger RNA, 719 nt
Organism: Lutra lutra (Eurasian river otter)
Lineage: Eukaryota; Metazoa; Chordata; Mammalia; Carnivora; Mustelidae
Exons: 3
Coding region: 1-654 (217 amino acids)
Source: RefSeq, a predicted model, not a curated record